Messenger RNA from Neltuma alba, 1826 nucleotides. RefSeq names its product glycerol-3-phosphate acyltransferase, chloroplastic. The coding region runs from base 369 to 1505 and encodes 378 amino acids. The record is from RefSeq and is a predicted model, not a curated record. Gene Ontology annotation, cellular component: chloroplast stroma. The transcript has 12 exons. Gene Ontology annotation, biological process: phosphatidylglycerol biosynthetic process. Gene Ontology annotation, molecular function: glycerol-3-phosphate O-acyltransferase activity. Lineage: Eukaryota; Viridiplantae; Streptophyta; Magnoliopsida; Fabales; Fabaceae.
ACCCCCAAUCCUCAAACGGAACAGUUCCACAGAGCUCCCUGCUUUCUGUUCCGCUAUUCGCGCCCUCUCUCCCCCCUUGUGACAUGCCCUCCUCCUCCUCCCUCUUCCUCUGGUCUUCGCUUCUCUAGUUCCAGCCCUAUGACUGGUCGUCUCCCUGUGAUGCAAGCUGCCUCUCUUUUCUGCCCCCCAAAUAUGACCAUGUCUUUCCUUUCGCUUUCUCCACCGCCUUCUCCCUCUUUUUAUUCUUCGCUUCUUCUUCUUCUUCUGAAUAUUUAUUUCUCCCUCUGCCUCUGCGAUUCUCUUCUUCCAGGAGUUGUUCUUCUUGUUCUUGCUCGCUUUCGAAGCUCAGCGCUGAGGAACGCCUCCUCAUGGACAGCCACUCCCCUAACAACCUCGCUUCUUCUGUUUCAUCCUCCAGAACUUUCCUCAAUGCUCGCACUGAACAAGAGCUUCUGUGUGGAAUCAGGAAGGAAGCAGAAGGAGGAUUUCUUCCCUCUAAUGUUGCUUCAUCCAUGGAACAAGUCUAUCACAACUACAAAAACGCAGUUUCUCGAAGUGGGGAUCCACGAGCAGAUGAGAUUGUACUAUCGAAUAUGACUAUUUUCUUAGACCGCAUAUUUAUGGAUGUAGUGGAUCCUUUUGUCUUUAAAUCACAUCAUAAGGCAAAGCGAGAGCCUUUUGACUACUACCUAUUUGGUCAAAAUUAUAUUCGCCCUUUAAUUGAUUUCAGAAAUUCAUACAUUGGCAACGUUUCCCUUUUCUAUGAAAUGGAAGAGAAACUUAAACAGGGACACAAUAUUAUCUUGAUGUCAAAUCACCAAACUGAAGCAGAUCCUGCAAUUAUUGCAUUGCUAAUUGAAAAGUUCUUUCCAUAUAUUGCUGAAAACCUGACUUAUGUAGCUGGAGAUAGAGUCAUAACUGAUCCUCUAUGCAAACCCUUCAGUAUGGGCAGGAAUCUGAUUUGUGUUUACUCUAAAAAGCAUAUGAACGAUGUUCCAGAACUCAUAGAAAUGAAAAGAAAAGCAAAUACACGAAGUUUGAAGGAAAUGGCCAUGCUUUUAAGGAGUGGCUCACAGAUAAUUUGGAUCGCACCAAGUGGUGGCAGAGAUCGACCAGAUCCUGUAACCGGAGAAUGGAUUCCGGCACACUUUGAUGCUUCUUCAGUAGACAAUAUGAGAAGGCUGGUUGAAAAUUCGGGCGUACCAGGUCAUAUGUAUCCUUUGGCAUUGUUGUGUUAUGAUAUAAUGCCCCCUCCUCCUCAGGUAGAAAAAGAAAUCGGAGAGGAAAGAAUUAUCUCCUUCCAUGGGGUUGGACUCUCAGUAGCUCCAGAGAUGAACUUCUCUGAAACUGCUGCUGCUUGUGAAACUCCUGAAAUGGCUAAAGAGGCAUAUACGGAAGCCCUGUACAAUUCUGUGACAGAGCAAUAUAAUGUGUUAAAAUCUGCUGUGCACGGCCACCAAGGAUUAGAAGCUUCAACUCCAAAUGUGUCUCUGUCACAGCCAUAGAACCAGCUCCAAUCUGUAUACGAUCAGGAGAAGCCUCUUUUAUACAAGCUUGAUGGAAAUUUACAGCUAGUUAUAUAUCUUCUUUUUGCUUUUUCAAUCUAAAUAUUUUUACUGUGCAUAUCUUGUAUGAGGGUUUCAUUCAUUGUUCUUUUUUUUUUCCAACGAAAGGUCCGGUUAAACUGUUCAUUGUACAUGUCCGUCUUAGUUCUCUGUAACAUUGAACCGUGUAAGGUUACAUGUUAACUUACCCAACACCUGGUAUUAGGCUCUGCUUCUUUUUAACCCCCUAGCUGAAUAAAAGGUAAGGUUAUUUUCUUGAAA